AUGAAUAAAAGAAUAUUUAGUUUAGUUUGUAUUACUUUAUAUACCCUUUUGGAUGUGUCAAUACAUUGCUUCGAACCGAAAGUAUCUGUUGCAGGAUAUACGAGUGAUCUAGAUACUAAAAAAAUAAACGGAAGCAACGAAACAAGUGAUAUAGAAUAUAAACACGAAACGCGAUUAAAGAAUAACAAUCCUAAAGAUAAUAAAGACGAUAAAGACGAUAAAGGAUUUAAUUUUUUUAAUAUAUUUAAAAGAAAUAAAAAAAAUAAAAAAACAAAAACAUCUUCAAAUAACAAUGAACUUCCUAAGAUAACAGUGCGAUUGGGAAAAUAUUACCAUACCUUUCCUGCAAAAAAUCCAAAUCUUUCAAAGAUUUUAUUACAAUUAAAAGAAAAAUUAGAAGAAAGGGUUUCAAAUAACAAUAAAUCUAUUCCUAAGGAAGCAUUGAAGAUGCAAAAAAAAAUGAGUAUCAUACUUGCAAAAAAACCAGAACUGCUAUGGCCUUUAUUACGUAUAAAAGAAGAAUUAGACAAACAAUAUUCAAAUAAUAACAGUUCUCUUCCUAAGAUAAUAUUUGUGGUGAAAAACAGUUUGCAUGGAAUUACUGUAAAAGAUCCAGAACAUUUAAAGUUUUUUUCACGUUUAAAAGAAGAAAUAGAAAACGCUCAUCAAAUAGUAAACAAAGAUAAUACUCUUCAUAUAAUAAUUACAUUCAAGUGA
Plasmodium yoelii is the source of this 717-nucleotide messenger RNA. Its product is annotated as fam-c protein. The record is from RefSeq and is a predicted model, not a curated record. The transcript has 2 exons. NCBI's taxonomy places the organism in Eukaryota, Apicomplexa, Aconoidasida, Haemosporida, Plasmodiidae. The coding region runs from base 1 to 717 and encodes 238 amino acids.